Aspergillus bombycis is the source of this 1122-nucleotide messenger RNA. RefSeq lists its product as uncharacterized. Lineage: Eukaryota; Fungi; Ascomycota; Eurotiomycetes; Eurotiales; Aspergillaceae. The record is from RefSeq and is a predicted model, not a curated record. The transcript has 2 exons. Bases 1 to 1122 code for a protein of 373 amino acids.
AUGGCUUCCAGUACGAACGAAACCAUGACAUCAGGGGAUCGACGGGUACCCUCUGGUCGGCUUGGAGAGUCCGCACAAACAACAGCGCAGGACUGGAUACUUGAGGGGCAGAGUCCAGAGGCCCUCCCUAGCUUAUAUCCGUUUUUAGACCAUGAACUUCUGCAACGCAACCCGGUCCAUGGAGGCAAUGAUGGGCACACCCGAGGACUAUGCUCGACAUUGGAUAUUCAUGGGCAUGGAAUCGGUUUUAUAUCAAGCAGUAGCUGUCUGCAAGCGCAUGACCACUCUCUUGCUAUCGAUAGCUCCGACCUCGAUGAUAUCGCUCUAAAUAGUUUUGAAAUGCUCGCAGCUACUACAGAGAUCAAGCAAACUGUUCAACCGCCUCAAAAGCUACUUACGGAGAGCCAUAUCCUCAAUAACGGACUACUUAACCCUGACCAACGUAACAGGCCUGGUCGUUCUUUCAUACCGGCCCGGGAUCAAAUAGUGACACUUGCUGCUGGGAACACUAUGCAGAAUAUUCACGACCCAGAUCAUGUCUGCCAAUGCUGGAGAGAGCUCACAUAUAUCCUCGAGAAGAUAGAGCUCAAGGACAAUACUCUGGAAACUCUGGAACAAUCUUCGAUAGAGUUAGCCUUAUCCUUUCAGCGACGGGCAGUGGAAAAGUGUGCAAGAAUUAUUGCUUGCAGCUACUGUCGACUAUCCUCUGAGAGGAUGAUGCUCCUUGGCCUAAUACUAGAGAAACUGGUUAUGAAGUUUACAGACCUAGUAAGGGUAUGCCAGGAGAAAGGACUAUUCCAAGCUCACUCAGACCCUCAUGCAAGCUCUAGUGAUGGUCAACCAAGCUCGUCAUUGGUGAGAUCCGAAGGCUCAGCAUCGACCUCCAGCAGGUACUCUGUGGACAGUACGAACACCGAGCGAAGACUGUUCCUUGGUGAUUAUGAAGUUCAGCCUUCAGAAUGGGCACCGUUGGUCAAAACAUUGAUCAGACUCUACGCGAAGAGGUUGGAGUCUUUAUUACGUUGCUGUAAGAUGUGGGCUAUAGCAGCAAAUCAGAGUGCAAUGCUUUCCAUUUUCUCUAACGUGGAACAACAGUUUGAACUCAUGUCGGCCAUCGUGUGA